Messenger RNA from Haliotis rufescens (red abalone), 1117 nucleotides. RefSeq lists its product as uncharacterized. Bases 64 to 882 code for a protein of 272 amino acids. The transcript has 3 exons. The record is from RefSeq and is a predicted model, not a curated record. Lineage: Eukaryota; Metazoa; Mollusca; Gastropoda; Lepetellida; Haliotidae.
CCUUGACUUUCCGUGUAUUAUCAUCGACGUUAUAGCUUCAUAUCUCUCCAUCACUCCAGAACAAUGGCGUCACGACAUUUAUUUACUGCUAUACUUGGACUUUCACUGUUGGUGACGGUGAGAGGACACGGCCGACUGCUGGUUCCCCCUUCGCGUGCGUCCAUGUGGAGACAAGGCUUCAACACCCCAGCGAACUACAACGACAACCAGCUGUUCUGUGGAGGCUUCUCUAAUCAACAGAGCCAUGGCGGUAAAUGUGGCGUGUGUGGCGAUCCCUGGCAGGGACCACGUGACCACGAGGCAGGAGGAAAAUACGCCACGGGAACAAUAGGCCGAACGUAUUUUCAAGGCCAAAAAGUCACCGUUACCGUGGAGAUAACAGCCAAUCAUCUUGGCUGGUUUGAGUUCCGCCUGUGUCCUGUAAAUGACGUGAAGGUCAGGGCCACACAGGAAUGUCUAGAUAGACAUCCACUGGAGCUGGCAGAUGGGGCGGGAGCGAGAUACAAAAUUGGUUCAGAAAGUAAACAAUAUGACGUUGACGUCAUCCUGCCUUCCAAUGUCACCUGCAGCCAGUGUUUCUUGCAGUGGAGGUACCACACAGGAAACAGCUGGGGUACUGACCCUGACGGCACAGCAUGUACUGGGUGUGGCCCGCAGGAGGAGUUCUAUGGCUGCUCAGACAUUGCCAUUCUGCCCAGUGACGAGGCGACCACAACACCCCCACCUUUUACCUUCACGCCCAAACCAACCACAUCAACGGAACAACCUGGUACUUGUGCAGCACGUGCAGUGACAGCAGACGACAUUGUCAGUAGCACGUGGUGCUCGACCAAGUGUGUAAGUGGGCGUUGCAAGCAGGUGCUCUUGUGUGUCGACACAUAAACGAUGAAUGUGGCAGUCAGCAGAAUCUAGGAAUUCAUUCCAAUUUGGGAGAAAAUCAACGUUUUCUGAUUUGGUUUUUGAAGGUAGACUGGAAACCUGUCAGUUGCAUUUGGACAAACUGAAACCCAGAUGUUUUGUAACCAAAAUUGUCAUGAGAUCGUAGAAUUCAUAUUAUUAAUUUCAUCAUCGUUUGUGUUCUUUCUUUCAAGCCAUGUGAGUUUUUGUAUAACUCAAG